Molecule: messenger RNA, 769 nt
Organism: Notothenia coriiceps (black rockcod)
Lineage: Eukaryota; Metazoa; Chordata; Actinopteri; Perciformes; Nototheniidae
Product: probable uridine nucleosidase 1
Exons: 4
Coding region: 29-754 (241 amino acids)
Molecular function (GO): hydrolase activity, hydrolyzing N-glycosyl compounds
Source: RefSeq, a predicted model, not a curated record
CUGAAGUGUUUGCUCCUCAGGCUCCACGAUGAGUAAGAAGCUGCUGCUAGAUGUGGACUGUGGGGUGGACGACGCUCAGGCCAUCAUGUUGGCGCUGGCCGCCCCCAACGUGGAGGUCCUGGGGGUCACCUGUGUGCAUGGAAACACCACGGUGGAGAAUGUGUGUAAGAACACACUGCGAGUUCUGCAAGCAUGCAAUAAACUCGAGAUUCCAGUGUUUAAAGGAGCAGCGAAGCCGAUCCUGGGGAUCAGCCUGAGUGCCGGACACUUCCACGGAGAGGACGGGCUGGGCGACGCUCCGGACCCCGACGCCCCGGGACUGGACCGUCUGCAGGAGGAGGGCGCCGUGUCCGCCAUGAUCCGGAUCAUCAACCAGAACCCAGGACAGGUGUCUCUGGUUGCCACGGCUCCCCUCACUAACCUGGCUCUGGCUGUGAGGCUGGAUCCAUCUCUGCCCAGUAAACUCAGAGCGCUCUACAUCAUGGGAGGCAACACUGAAUCUCGAGGAAACACUACAGUGUGUGCCGAGUUUAAUUUUGCUGCUGAUCCAGAAGCUGCGUACAUCGUUCUGAACGACUACCACUGUCCCCUCUACCUGGCCUGCUGGGAGUUCACCUGCUACAACAAGCUGUCCUGGGUCAGGCUUCCUCUUACACAUAGUCACAAAUCAUUUCUACUACAAAAGCACAUAACCUUUCUAAAAAGGAAAAUACGCCAACAUUUUUGUGGAAUCACUGUUUAUAGUGUAGUGUAGUUGAAGGAAGCCAUA